Molecule: messenger RNA, 1578 nt
Organism: Loa loa (African eye worm)
Lineage: Eukaryota; Metazoa; Nematoda; Chromadorea; Rhabditida; Onchocercidae
Product: RhoGEF domain-containing protein
Exons: 10
Coding region: 1-1578 (525 amino acids)
Biological process (GO): activation of GTPase activity; small GTPase-mediated signal transduction; positive regulation of axonogenesis
Cellular component (GO): synapse; membrane
Molecular function (GO): guanyl-nucleotide exchange factor activity
Source: RefSeq, a predicted model, not a curated record
AUGAUAGCUGAAGUUAGUGCAAUCCGUGACAAAACAACUUGUGUUGAAGUGGGUGAUUUGGUGAUAAGUGUUGAUAAUCGAUUGAUUAGUUCAUUAAAAAGUGCCGAAGAGGUACAAAUUUUAUUGCGUCACGGUACGAAUCUUGUUCUACGUAAACGUGAUGCUAUCGUUUCACAAUACAUGAGAUCAAGACCAUUUCCCACUUCAACUAAUAAUACUACAACUACUCCUACAACAGUUUUUAACAGUUAUGCAGCACCCCCACCACCACCACCACCAUAUAAUUCCAUAAGAAAUCGUUCCUACAGUAUGGAUCGGAUAUCUGAUAUUACAUCUUAUACGAACAUAACUCGAAAGGAUCAAGAAAAUGAAUCAGCUCGAUCAUCACCCACUCGAAGUAUUCAUCGAAAUUAUCAACCAUCUUCAAAUGGUCAUUUAUUUCGUCAAAUGUCUCGUUCUGCUUACGUGAAAUCAACAAGAUGUGAGGAAUAUCGACAUACAACUCACAAUGAUGCCAUUUCCGUAUCACAUUUUAGUGAAGGAGCGGAAGAACAACUCCUAAAAACAAUUACUGAACUUGUAUCAACGGAAGAAAAUUUCGUCCGUGAUGUCCAGAAGCUAGUAAAUCAAUAUUUGAAACCAACAAAUUUACCCCUAUUGGAAACAGCUGAUCGUUUAUUACGAAUUCAAACUUCAUUUCUUUUAUCACUUCUUGAUGCAGCUGGCGAUGUUGUUCAUUCAUUUAUUGUCUCACAACAACAAUUACGGGAUUCAUUGAUUCGUAUUUCGGCUCUAUUUGUUAACAAAUGUAAUAAAUUUAAAAUUUAUAGCGAUUAUUCAGCUGCAUAUUUACGAUUUCAACAAAAUAAAAAAGAGCUAAAUGAUAUUGCGGUAAAAUUGGAAAAAUUGAAUAUUAGCGGUGAGCAAAGUGAAAGUGCCCAAUCAUUACUAAUCAAACCAAUCCAACGAAUCCUCAAAUAUCCACUUUUUUUACAGCAAAUUAAAGAUAACUGUUUUAAAGGAUCCGUAGAAUGGCAACAAGGUGAACAAGCAUUAACAAAAAUGCAAGCCUUGGCAGAAUACGUGAAUGAAAUGCAACGAUUAACGGAGCAAUACGGACAAACUAUCGAAGAAAUUUCAUCGAAAAAUGGCACAAUAUCACGUAUGAAUUUUAGUCAAUUGUUAAUGUUUGCACAUAUCAAUUGGUUAAAUUGUCCCGAGAAUCGUUCACGUCCGAUUGCUUGCGUAGCAUUUGUUUUCACCAGUCUAAUUUUAAUUUUUUGCCCAACACUUUCUAAAAAUAAGGCUAAUGUUUAUCGAAUUUUACCAAUUGCUGAAGUGGAAGUAAACGAAAGUAACACUCAAUCAUCCCAGCAACAAUAUGUCUUCAUCCUAAUACAUAUUGGUUUAUCACGUGAGUCUGUCUACCAUUUUUGUUGUUGCCAAGCGGAGAUCAAAAAUCACUUCAUUAAAUCUAUUCGUAAAGCGGCUGCUACGAUAGCGAAAGAACAACGUCGCCCAAUUAGUGGUAGCAGUCAAUCAGAUGGCGGUUACAGCAGCGAGCGGCAUAUACCGUAG